Drosophila ficusphila is the source of this 1601-nucleotide messenger RNA. Its product is annotated as probable cytochrome P450 6a19. Lineage: Eukaryota; Metazoa; Arthropoda; Insecta; Diptera; Drosophilidae. Gene Ontology annotation, molecular function: monooxygenase activity; iron ion binding; oxidoreductase activity, acting on paired donors, with incorporation or reduction of molecular oxygen. The record is from RefSeq and is a predicted model, not a curated record.
GCUCUCGGAAUGUUUGUGCUAAUCGGACUGCUGAUCGGUGCUCUCACCCUCGCCGCGUGGUGGGUGCACCAGAACUACACCUACUGGAAGCGGCGUGGGAUCCCCCACGAUCCCCACAUUCCCCUCGGGAACACCAGGGAACUCAUGCGAACGAUGCAGCUCUCGCACAUCCUCAAGCGAACCUACUUCAAGUUCAAGAACCGCACCGACGGACCCUUCGUGGGAUUCUACGUCUACGCCAAGAAGUUCGUCGUGGUCACCGACAUCGACUUCGUGAAGACCGUCCUCAUCCGCGACUUCGACAAGUUCCACGAUCGCGGGGUGUUCCACAACGAGAGGGACGAUCCGCUGACCAGCAAUCUCACCACGGUCGAGGGUCAGAAGUGGCGCACUCUCCGCCAGAAGCUGACGCCCACCUUCACCUCCGGCAAGAUGAAGAACAUGUUCCCCACAGUGCUCAACGUGGGCGAUGAACUCAUCCGGGUUUUCCAGGACAAGAUCACCACUUCCACUGAAACCCUGGAAGUCACAGAUCUCCUUUCCCGAUUCACAGCGGACGUCAUUGGCAUCUGCGCCUUCGGGCUGGAGUGCAAUAGCCUGAGGAACCCCAAGGCGGAGUUCGUGCGAAUGGGAAACUCGGCGAUCAGAGAGCGACGCCAUGGCAGACUGGUGGACCUGCUCCUCUUCGGGGCGCCCAAGCUGUCCGCCAAGCUGGGCAUCAAGAGCCUGCUGCCGGAGGUGGAGAAGUUCUACAUGGACAUAGUCAGGGACACCAUCGACUACAGGGUGAAGAACAAGGUGACCAGGAACGACUUCAUGGACAUGCUGAUCGACAUGAAGCUGAAGUUCGACGCCGGCGACAAGCAGGACGGGCUCACCUUCAACGAGAUCGCCGCCCAGGCCUUCAUAUUCUUCCUGGCCGGCUUCGAAACGAGCUCCACCACCAUGGGAUUCGCCCUGUUCGAGCUGGCCUGCAACCAGGAUGUGCAGGACAAGCUGAGAGCGGAGGUGGACUCCGUGCUGGCGAAGCACGGGGGGAAGCUGGACUACGACAGCAUGCGGGAGAUGACGUAUCUGGAGAAGGUAAUCGAUGAAACAAUGAGGAAGCAUCCAGUGGUGGCCCACUUGGUGCGCAUCGCCACCAAACCCUACGUGCACAGCAACCCGAAGUACUCCAUCGAGCCGGAGACGGGGGUGCUGGUGCCCACGCUGGGCAUCCACCACGACCCCGAGUUCUAUCCGGAGCCGGAGAAGUUCAUCCCGGAGCGCUUCGACGAGGAGCGGGUGCAGCAGCGCCCCGCCUGCACCUUCCUGCCCUUCGGGGAGGGUCCGCGCAACUGCAUCGGCCUCCGCUUCGGGCGGAUGCAGGUCGUCGUGGGCAUGGCCCUGCUGAUCCACAACUUCCGGUUCGAGCUGCACCCCACGAAGACCUCGGUUCCGAUCAAGUACAAGGUGGCCAGCAUUUUGCUGAGCGCCGAGGGCGGCAUUAACUUGAAUGUCAGCAAGAUAACGAAGCACUGAGUAUCUAAUCUUGUGCAUUAUCUAACGAUACUAAACAUUCAAUUAUAAAUAAAUUAUUUACACUGCUACCUUUUGACCCA